UCCAUUUCAUUUCUUGAACUUCUUUGUGCAUUCGUCGGUUUGUCGUCCUUGCCGACUACUGUGUUCAGGGUUCGUAGACCUUCCGUUGAUGCUCGCCGGCUCAGCAGCAAGAGCAUUCCAGUAAGACUAACUUGAGUUCGAAUCUUCGCAUACUGAAGGGUUCCACGCCUGGUCUGCUCUGGCGUCAAAGAUGCGAAUGCUCCUGGAGGAAAGACUAUGUUAUGAUGGCGAUUUCGAGGAGAUCCCCACGAGCUGCUUUAAGGGCAUAGUUGAUAUUUUCCGGUACAAUAAAGCUGCCAGGAGCAUCAUUCUCCGAAGGAAGCAUCAAGGAGGAAGAUACUAUCCAAGCGAUGGAACUCCAGACACUAUUUCAAUCUGCUCGGGGACUGGUGAAGGGCCAGCAUUCAUGAGCUCCGAACUGGACCCUAUAGUGGUGCUAGAGAACCCGACAAAGGCUAUUCCCCUCACUGAAACUUCUGUUCCGGCACUCGUAAGUUUUCGGGGUAAAGAAAUGAAGUGCGGAAAGAACCAGAAAGAUGUUGAAUGUUUUGGUGAUCCGAUCAUUAUCUUUCCUGAAAGAGACGGCACAACAGAGAACAAGUUGCGGGAUCCGAACUCAUUCAAGGCCCCUGAUGAGAUAGGCGGGGACAACACAACAUGUCAAGUUUGCGGUUUCACAAAUCCGGUGGAUAAGAAGUCGGAGAAUGAGAAGUUACACGAUGCAGAAACUAAAAAGCCAGCGCUUCAGAUUCUACAAGAUCCGGCCGAGUCUUUGAUUACAAAGGCCAAAUUUGCUAAAUCUGUGACCUUUCCAGCGGUCGACACUACAAACACCAGUUGUUACCGGCUUCCCACACGUAAACACAAAGAAAGUGAGUCUUGGUCCUUCUCCAAUACCGUAAAAAGGCUCGUGGAAGAAUCUGUUCCAGCUUCUUCCCAUUCGCUUGAAAAUGAUACAAAGCCAGACGCGGUUGACAAAACUAGCAACGCUGUGACAGGUUUGGUGCAGAAGUUAGAUCUUUGGGGAUGGAACCGAUUGAUCGUAAAGCGGUUUAACUUUAUUAAGCAAAGGCUGAAGCGUGCACUCUCUCCGAGGGACACCAGACCACGGGCGGCAUCAAAGGACCUGAGUAUUGCGAGAGCUGAUUUCCAGGAGGACAGUGACCAGGAUCAUGAAGGAAGUUCUAAUAGGAAGGGGAUCGAAUCUUAUGCAGAUUAUCGAGGAAGAGAUGUUAGGCUUGGACAAAGGUCGAGAACAUCCUCUUUGAAUGAGUCACUCAAAAAAUAUGCUCGGCUCUUCGGGAAUGGUCUCAACACAGAUGCUAAACUGGAAUAUUCAAGGAGCCUUACAUUGAGAAACGAAGAAGGCGUAUUUUGCUCUAGUUGGCACGGGAAAAAAAUCUUCAGGAGGCGGCUCUCUCUGCCUGAUCUUGACUCAUUUGAUUACCUCUUGGGUGAGUUGGAUCAUUCAAGUGCAGAUACUGAGAGCCACAGUCCUAAUAAAUCUAAUCCGAGGUGCGAUGUUGGUGAAGUGGAUGAAAACAAAGGAUCGGAUGCCGUUGAAAGAGCUGAAGGAACUACAACUCCUUUUGUUAAUUCUCCCGAAGAUUCAGCUAACUUAACGAUGAAGAGAGACAUUCCAGAGAAUGAAGCAGAGAGCACCUCCGGUUCAGAAGUUAACAUCGCGCUCAAACAAGAAACCAGAUGUUCUAGUAUCGAGCCAGCUAUGUUGGAUUGGGAUGCAGGAUCCACAUAUUCCCCGCACUCGGGAGGUGCGGGGUUUAAUUUGCAUGACAAUAUUAGCUCGACCGAGAACGUUAGAAUCCCGAAUGUUGAUGAUGAUGCAGAGAACGUCAUUCGGAGUUACUACAGGUUAGAUAAAAAGGCAGAAGCAAACUUCAACUUCGUGAGAGACUUGCUGGAGCUAUCAGGCUUGUUCGACGUAGAGGGCAAAUCCCCCACAUGGUUUGCAACUAAUUAUCAUCAGCUGAGUCCGUCCUUAUUGAAGGACUUGGACAUUCUUCCACUCUACGACCUUGACUUAUGCAAUCGGAAACUUCUCUUCGAUUUAGUCAAGGAGUCACUUGUAGAGAUUCGCAGGAGAUCAUCUAUUUGCAUCCCAAGGGCCUCUCCAAAAGAAAAAUAUAGGAUUCUUGAGGAAGUUUGGAAGAGAGUAUACUGGUAUCAGAGACUAAGCUCGGGUAUGAACCGAUCAUUGAACGAUGUAGUAGCACAAGAUAUGAAGAGGGGAUCGGACAUUUGGAUGAAUGUUACGGUUGAUAGCAAAUAUGUGGGCUUGGAGCUUGAGGAUUUGAUCUUCGAUGAGUUACUGGAUGAAGUUUUCGACUAGUUGUUUGGAGAAUAGCCAAUUUAAAGAUCUUGAUGUCCUGUAUGUGUGCGUAUAUAUAUAUGCAACUCACAAUUUGGUUGACCAAA
This is a messenger RNA of Punica granatum (pomegranate), 2436 nucleotides long. The record is from RefSeq and is a predicted model, not a curated record. NCBI's taxonomy places the organism in Eukaryota, Viridiplantae, Streptophyta, Magnoliopsida, Myrtales, Lythraceae.